Molecule: messenger RNA, 498 nt
Organism: Microthlaspi erraticum
Lineage: Eukaryota; Viridiplantae; Streptophyta; Magnoliopsida; Brassicales; Brassicaceae
Source: the annotation of a GenBank genome assembly
AUGCUUAAAGAUAGAGAUGAGAUGCUAGUGCACAUUAAAUCUCAGUUACAAAGGGCUCAAAAUUUGAUGCAAGUAUCGGCAAACAAGCAUCAUCGUGAUCUACAAUUUGAAGUGGGUGAUAAAGUCUUUUUGAAACUCAAGCCGUAUAGGCAACAUACGGUGGUGAAGCGUCUUUGUCCUAAACUAGCAGCACGUUUCUUUGGGCCUUAUACAAUUUUGGAGCGAGUUGGUAUGGUGGCGUACAAAUUGACAUUGCCUUCAGGUUCAAAAAUUCAUCCAGUUUUUCAUAUCUCACAGUUGAAGAAGGCUAUAGGCAAUGAGCAUGAGCUUCAGCCAUUACCUGCUGCAGUGACUGACUUGCAUACUGUUGAUCUGGAACCAAAAGAGGUACUCGCAAAACGCCAUGGUCCAACAGGCUGUGUCGAGUCGUUGAUCAGGUGGAAGGGACAACCAAAUCAUGAGAGCACUUGGGUGCAGUCAGCAGAGUUUUUCAAGUAG